CAUAAUUUGCUUCUUUUGGUUCCUUUGUUUCUAUUUUCUUUUGUUCACAAUGGCCUUCUCGCAACUGUCACUCGCUUUCUUAUUUGCAACCUUUCUUCUCAUGCAAACUCUUGGUGAUGCAGAAACAUGCAGCGACUGUUUCACUCACUCUCGAGCAACUUAUUACCCAAAUUCUGAUGAACAAGGAACAGAAACUGGAGCAUGUGGUUUUGGUACAUUUGGAGCAACAAUCAAUGGAGGGGAUGUAUCAGCUGCAUCUGAACUCUAUCGCAGUGGUGUAGGCUGUGGUGCCUGCUACCAGGUGAGGUGUACCAACAGUAACUAUUGCUCAGACACAGGCGUCACUGCAGUUAUAACUGAUCAGGGUAGCAGCGAUGGAACUGACUUUAUCCUGAGCAGACACGCUUUUAGCCGGAUGGCUCAGACUAACGAUACAGCCACAUCUCUACUAGCCCUUGGUGUUGUUGAUAUUGAAUACAGACGGGUGCCAUGCAGCUACCCAGGCAAAAAUAUAACUUUCAAGAUUGAUGAGAAUAGCAACUACCCUCAUUACUUGGCCUUUGUCAUAUGGUAUCAACAAGGGAAAAAGGAUAUCACUGCUGUUCAGCUAUGCGAGACACAAAAUUUCUCGUGCAAGCUACUGGAUAGGAGUUAUGGAGCAGUAUGGACAACUAACUCGGCCCCAAGUGGACCCUUGUCGAUAAGGAUGCUAUUCAGCGAUGAUGAUGAUGAGACAUGGGUUGUUCCCGUUAAUAAUGUGCCUGAAAAUUGGCAACCUGGAAAUAUAUAUGACUCAGGAGUACAAGUGAACUAAUAAUCAAACACAUAGGAUUCUGAUAUUCACUACAUUCUACAACUGGAAAAAGAAAUUUGGCUUCUUUUCAUAUUUUGUUCCUUUCGGGCUCUUCAUUCAAUUCACUGUACGGUUCAUAAAUGACAUAUGUAAGAAAUGUCCUAAUAAAUAUUUGAAUUUCCUUUUUAA
Messenger RNA from Diospyros lotus (date-plum), 982 nucleotides. Its product is annotated as expansin-like B1. The coding region runs from base 50 to 814 and encodes 254 amino acids. The record is from RefSeq and is a predicted model, not a curated record. Gene Ontology annotation, cellular component: extracellular region. The transcript has 5 exons. Lineage: Eukaryota; Viridiplantae; Streptophyta; Magnoliopsida; Ericales; Ebenaceae.